UGUCCUUAUUAGUUAAACGAGUGUGAUUGAUUUCUUUCAACCUAUCCGAACAAGCAUGGGUCAUAUUUACCUGAGGCGAUGAACUUCUCUUUCUCUUCAGGAGUGUAGCCGCACUUGUCUUUGUGGCCAUCUGGUUUCUUCUGAUCGUCAUUAUGCUCUUCAGGCUUCUUUUUGUCGUUAUCCUCGUCUUCCUUCUUGCCAUCGUUCUUGCUGUCAUUCUUUUCGUCAUUCUUUCCAUCGUCCUGGUCGUUCUUCUUAUCAUCAUUCUUAUCAUCAUCUUUACCGUCAUUCUUAGCGUCACUCUUAUCAUUCUUACCGCUAUCCCACUUGUUUUCAGCUUUCUGAUCAUCAUGGUGCUUGUAGGCGUCUUCACCCCAGAGGCCUUCAAUCCAUUUACCUUCUUGAAUGGCUUUCUCGACGCUUGAGUCGUGUUCACCACCACGCUUGACCUCCAUCCUAGCAGUGGCUAAGCCUGCAACAG
Wallemia mellicola CBS 633.66 is the source of this 481-nucleotide messenger RNA. RefSeq lists its product as hypothetical. The record is from RefSeq and is a predicted model, not a curated record. The transcript has 2 exons. NCBI's taxonomy places the organism in Eukaryota, Fungi, Basidiomycota, Wallemiomycetes, Wallemiales, Wallemiaceae. The coding region runs from base 153 to 425 and encodes 90 amino acids.